CCCUCCCCAAGAUGCCAGUAGGGAAGGCUCAGUAUAAAUACCAGCCACUCUCCCUGGCAGGCAGGGACCAGCAGCUCUGCUCCACCAGAAAUCAGGAUGAAGCUUCUCACAGGCCUGAUUUUCUGCUCCUUGGUCCUGGGAGUCAGUAGCCAGUGGUAUUCAUUCUUUGGUGAGGCUACUAAAGGGGCUUGGGACAUGUGGAGAGCCUACUCUGACAUGAGGGAAGCCAAUUACACAAAUUCAGAUAAAUACUUUCAUGCUCGGGGGAACUAUGACGCUGCCCAAAGAGGACCUGGGGGUGCCUGGGCUGCUAAAGUGAUCAGUGAUGCCAGAGAGAAUAUUCAGAAACUCAUGGGCCAUGGAGAAGAGGAUUCGUUGGCUGACCAGGCUGCCAAUGAAUGGGGCCGGAGUGGCAAUGACCCCAAUCACUUCAGACCUGCCGGCCUGCCUGAUAAGUACUGAGCUUCCUCUUCACUCUGCUCUCAGGAGACCAGGGUGAGAGCGCCUGUGGUCAGGAACACAGAGUUAUUGAGUGUUGUGUGCACAGAAGCUGGUAGAGAGCAUACACUAUAUGUCUAGUAAAUGCUUGAGAGAUUGAAA
Molecule: messenger RNA, 600 nt
Organism: Galeopterus variegatus (Sunda flying lemur)
Lineage: Eukaryota; Metazoa; Chordata; Mammalia; Dermoptera; Cynocephalidae
Product: serum amyloid A-1 protein
Exons: 4
Coding region: 97-462 (121 amino acids)
Cellular component (GO): extracellular region
Source: RefSeq, a predicted model, not a curated record